GAGUGACGACUGCAGGGACCCGACCUUUCUCUGCUUUUCCGACGAAGAAUGUUACACUGGACAAUUCAGCAUCACGUGGAAAAGAACACAGAAACCUUAUCUGGACCCCUCGGAAACCCUCGACGGUUUAUGUGACGGAACUUGUUGCUGUCACCCCCCCUUUGGCCCGACACCCGUCCCUGAAUGGGGCGCAGAUCCCGAAGGUUUCGGGGGUCCGGAACCUACCGAUCCAAGGACAACCCCAGAAGAUGGGGAUGGGGAUGGGGAUUUGUAUAGGCAGACGACGAAGGAGAGAAAGAAGGAGACGGAUGACCAGGACCCGGAGACGUAUAUCUAUAUCGGUGUCGGUGUCGGUGUGAGUGGCGUUCUGUUGGCCCUCACCGUUAUCGUUAUCGUGUGCUGUGUGGUAAAAAGGAGGGGGUCUGAGAAGGAGAAGGCUGCAGCAGCCGCCGGGAUGCAAGGAGUAGCCAAUGGAGGGUUCGGUCCUGUCGUUCAAGCCACGCGCCAAAACAGCUUAGAGGCGGAGUCGGACCACACUGGGGUAUCGAUCGUGUCUCGAGAGGCAGAGGGCGGUACUUCGAGUCCUUCGGCGCAGCCGAUCACUGAGAAUGAGUCCCAUUACGAUUACAUUGACGAUGCUUACUUCGCUCACGGCGCUGGGUAUUCGAUGCUGAGUGAUGAAACCAAGUACAACCACGAGUACAAUCCCUUAUAUCGUUCGCAGACUGCCCCGGAUUUCAGCCUGAUAACAUUGAAUAGAGUAGUGGAUUCGAAUUACAGAUACAAAUCCGAUACUGGGUAUGAGAAACCCUUCGACUACCAUAGGUCAGGGAAUCGAUUUUCUGAUGGAAACGGUCACGAGCGAUACGUGAUCACGCCCCGCUCCAUCCGCCCAGCUCCGCCCCCGACAGUUAGGGGCGGAGUCAGGGGAAACCAACACGCCCUCAGAGAUGUAUACACCACGCCCAUUCACCAAGACGUGACCAAUCACGCUCCAUCUGCUUUCUCUCCAACCACACCCCACCCAGGAAUAGACGGCAACGCUCCCAACAGCUACCUUGACCUUUCAUUCAACCCCGCCCUUGACCUUAACCACGCCCACCUUCAGGGGGGCAGGGUGGUUGACAGUCGAGGCCAGAGGUUCCGCCCCCUCAGCGAGGAGGCUCCGCCCCUCAACCCGUACCACGCCUACCUGGAGGUGCUGGCUCCCCUCGCCCCGCCCCCUAGAGGUCAAGGCCGGGUCAGCCUGCCUCCUAUACCCGCCACGUCCAUAGUUGACAGUCUGGGACCCCAGCCCCCUCUUCCAAGACGGCAGCCGACGUUCCAUUACUACAGCCAGCCCGAACGACCGGGACCUGCCUUCAUUGACGAGUAAAUCCACCCACAUCUGAAUCAGGAAAAGACAAAUCAAAUUUUUGGGACACAGGGCCAAUUGUUUUUGGAUAGACAGAGCCCAGUCAGAGAUGCGGUGGGAAGAAGGCGUUGGCGAUGGAUUGGACACACUUUCAGGAAGUCAAGC
Messenger RNA from Aplysia californica (California sea hare), 1519 nucleotides. RefSeq lists its product as uncharacterized. NCBI's taxonomy places the organism in Eukaryota, Metazoa, Mollusca, Gastropoda, Aplysiida, Aplysiidae. The record is from RefSeq and is a predicted model, not a curated record.